UCAAACAUGCUGUAACCCAAGUGUCAUCUCAAAAUAUAUCAUGUGGGAACUCAACUUCAAAUUUCUUAACUACAUAGCUUUGAUAUGAACAACUUUUUAUUCAGCCUUUUCCAAUUCAAAACACAAUCAAACUCUCAUACAAAAUUCCCCUCAAAAAAAAAAAAAAAAACUCACAUACAAAUUGUAGGCAACCUAGACAAGUAUAAUUAACAAUCGUAUGAUGAUGAACUUCCACCGAUUUCAUGAUUCAUGGGUGGAGAAAUUGAACAAGUUCACUAGCCAGCUCGCUAGCACACCAACUCCUCGGCCAAACUCCACUUCAGACCACCAACAUGUUCGACAGCUCGUCGACGAGGUUGUCGCUCAUUACGCUCACUACUACGAAACCAAGACCACCGCGGCUAAAACCGACGUGCUCACUUUGUUCGCAUCGCCUUGGGCUUCAUCUCUGGAACGCUCACUCUAUUGGGUGACGGGCUUCCGUCCUACCACUCUUUUCCACCUUGUGUACACCGAGUCGAGCAUUCGGUUUGAGUCCCAUGUGGCGGAUAUCUUGCGAGGUCGCCGUACGGGGGACCUUGGGGAGCUUACACCGGGCCAACUGGCUCGGGUUAGUGAACUCCAGUGCUUGACUGUGAAAGAGGAAAACGACAUUGGAAAUGAGCUUGGAGGCUGGCAGGAGGAGGUAGCCCGCUCUGAGCCCGAAUGGUCUGGGUUGUGUGGAAAUGGGCCUGACGGUCUAGACCGUCUACUCGCAAGGCUUGGUGCGGUGGUGGCUAAGGCAGAUGAGCUGAGGAUGAAGACGAUACGCCAGGUGGUGGAGCUACUGACACCGCAGCAGGCGGCUGAGUUCUUGAUAGCGGCGGCGGAGCUUCAGUUGGGGAUUCAAAGGUGGGGUUUACAUCAAGAUCGGGCACGUGUCGUUGAAAUUAAAGAUGUUGACACCUUGUAAUUGUGGGUGCAUCAUGCAUGUAUGCAUGAUUCCAUGGUUUGUUUUUUAAUUGCUUGAAAAUCCUAAAAGUUAGGAAAUUAAAAUGGUUGCGGCAAUGAACAAUUUGGAGGCUAUUUGCAUCCUAGUAACAGGAAUUAGGAAUCUAUUAUUUUAAGCUUAUGAAAUUAGGUUUUUUUUUUUCUAUAAAUAUAAGUUGGAAGUUUAAUGAACUGAUGUAUUAUUAAUUGGAUAUUCU
Spinacia oleracea (spinach) is the source of this 1187-nucleotide messenger RNA. Its product is annotated as protein DOG1-like 4. The record is from RefSeq and is a predicted model, not a curated record. Lineage: Eukaryota; Viridiplantae; Streptophyta; Magnoliopsida; Caryophyllales; Amaranthaceae. The coding region runs from base 218 to 952 and encodes 244 amino acids. Gene Ontology annotation, biological process: DNA-templated transcription. Gene Ontology annotation, molecular function: sequence-specific DNA binding. The transcript has a single exon.